CUGAGAAAGUCCCCCCAGAAACCAAUCAAAUGCACAACGCUGUGUUUGCGACGGUGUAGGCGAUAAGAUGAACGCUUGGCGCUUUAAGUUCAGGGCGAGCGAGGUGGCGGUGAUGUACUUUACCAUGCUCGGGACGCUGGUCCUCAUCCUGGUGGCGUCCUAUCAGGCAGCCGGCUCGGGGGGCGACCCCUUCCCUUAUCAGGUGCCCUUGGACCCCCAGGGUAACCUGCAACUCUCCUGGAACAUCAGCUACCCUCUGCAGGAGCUGUGCUUCAGGCUCCUGGUCAAAGACCUCCGCUACGGAGUCCUCUUCGGAAUGUCGGACCGGGGAGAGUUUCUGAAUGCCGACCUGGCUGUGCUGUGGAGCGACGGGUUCAAGUCCUACUUCGGGGAUGCCUGGAGCGAUGCUCAGGGAAACAUCAGAUUGGACGAGAAGCAGAACUAUGAGCUGCUGGAAACCCACAGGGCUCCAGAAGGAUUCUACCUGCUUUUCAAGAGGCCUUUUAGCACCUGUGACCCCAAAGACUAUCUCAUUGAGGAGGGCACGGUGCACCUCCUGUACGGUGUGCUGGACCGACCGGUCACCUCGCUGCAGAUGCUCAACCACUCUCUGGCUAGCUGUGGAGUCCAGCGCGUGCAGCUCCUCAGGCCCGACAUCCCAGCUCCCAGGCUGCCUCCCGAUGUCCGCACCCUGGAGGUCCUUGCGCCGAGCGUGAGCAUUCCCAGCCAGGAGACCACGUACUGGUGCCACAUCUACGAGCUGCCAGCACACAUGCCGAAAAACCACAUUGUCAUGUACGAAUCCGUGAUCACCCCCGGGAACGAAGCCAUCGUUCACCAUAUCGAGGUGUUCGAGUGCGCCCCGCAGUUCGACUCCGUCCCCCAGUACAGCGGCCCCUGCGACUCCAAGAUGAAACCCCGGAGCAUCAACUACUGCCGCCACGUCCUGGCCGCCUGGGCCAUGGGCGCGCAGGCGUUUUACUACCCUGACGACGCCGGCCUGGCUCUGGGCGGGACAGGAUCCUCACGGUUUCUCCGGCUGGAGGUUCACUACCACAAUCCACUGCUGCUCACAGGUAAAAUGCCUAGUUCUAGAAGUAGGCGGUUUUCAAACCGAUUAAUAAGAGAGAAUCUGGAUAUGAAAGUACUCGCAGCAGCUGGGAGCGGUCCCUGGGCUCUGCUCUGCUCCCUCCACGUUUCGAAAUCCGCGCGAUUACCGGCGGUCACGGUUUCCCCUCGAACUUCGCAGGCCCUCUCCCCAGAAGGGAUCAAGGUCUUCGCCUCCCAGCUGCACACACACCUGACGGGGCGCAGCGUGCGGACGGCGCUGGUGCGACAGGGGAGGGAGGUGGAGAUCCUGCAGGAGGACAACCAUUUCAGCACCCAUUACCAGAUCAUCCGGACGCUAAAAAAGAUGGUGAAAGUGUUGCCUGGCGAUGUCCUUUUGACUAAAUGCGUUUACAACACAGCGGACAGGGACAGGGCUACAGUGGGAGGCUUCGGGAUCGAGGAGGAGAUGUGUGUGAAUUACAUUCACUAUUAUCCGCGUACGGACCUGGAGCUCUGCAAGAGCCACGUGGAUGAGGAUUACCUGCAGAAGUAUUUUAGCUUUAUUAACAGAUUCCAGGGCAAGGAGACAUGCAACUGUAACCAGGCCACAGUGACUGAUCAGUUUGCCACCCUGCGCUGGGACCAGUUCAGCAAAGACGUCCUGAAGUCCUUGUACAACACAGCGCCCAUCUCCAUGCACUGCAACCAGUCAUCUGCUGUCAUGUUCCCGGGAGAAUGGGAGAGACAGGAACUACCCCAGGUCACGGCCGAACUCCCCAAACCCCACUACCGCUGCGAGACGAGCAGCCAGCCCCCGGCCCAGCCCAGCGAGGCCAUCGAGGUCCAGAUGCGCAGCCAGCCCUGACCCCUGGUGGAGACCUGGUGCUGCUGGAAGAGGGCGAAAGACUCGAGAUUAAACUGCAGCUAGGUGGGGGGAGUGGGGUUGGUGGGGGGUUUGGUUGGGAUAAAUCCUUUCCUACAGGGGCCAUCUGAGAGACGUCGGGAACGUAUUCCAACACCCUCUUCGUGAAAAUGCCGAAACUGACUUAAUCACGCAGUUGAAGGUUCUGAGGAAACACUACAACCAGUAGGUGUUAAUUCAGCUGUAGAAAAAAACAUGGUCCUGCAGUACUGAGCUCCUGCAGGUCUGUGGUGCACCUUUGAAUCAGCAUCUAAUUAAGGGGCUAAGAUGGUAACCAUAGAUGAUUGGACUUCUUAUCCACUUAAUUGGUGCGGUUAAGUCAUUAAGAUCUGCCAUGAUGAAAACCAGAGCCAAAUGUGAUAUUCCAGGAACAGGGUUGCCUAGUUGUCUUAUCUACUUUAUAAGCCUUGUUGCUUCUUUAUAGGAACAUCAGUAUGAAGCCUGGAUUCCACUGCCUGUCAGAUAGGAUUCAUCACUCCUUACAGCAGUACGCAGCACCAGGUCACACACCCUGGGUCAGAGCAGAGAGGCUCAACACACAC
This is a messenger RNA of Lepisosteus oculatus (spotted gar), 2514 nucleotides long. NCBI's taxonomy places the organism in Eukaryota, Metazoa, Chordata, Actinopteri, Semionotiformes, Lepisosteidae. The record is from RefSeq and is a predicted model, not a curated record.